AUGUUUCUUAUUCAGUAUCACGCACUACUACUUAUGGAUACUCUCAUCAGUGUAACGUUAAUAAGGGUGACUGGGCUGUGUCUGUUUGGGCUCAGAAUAGGUGGGUUUGGAUGGAUACGCAGGAGAGAGUCAAGACGGUUUAUUCUUCAGAUUGUCAUUCGAGUAAUUCUUAUACUAGCUGGGGCACGACAAGACAUAUGGAUGUGCCCGUAUCUCAUUCCGGUAGUAAUUUCGCUAACCAAAACCUUGGUUGCAGUGUUAAUGGGAACGCUGGAUGUAGUUGAUGGCUUAAUAAUUUACUUACUUUUUUCUGAAUAUUGUAAAAAGAUGAAAAUUACAACUGAGUCUGUGGAAAUAUUUCUCAAAUAUUGCGUGGCCGUGCAUAGAGAUCAUGUAUCUACUUGCUUUAAUUUAGUUUAUGUGCAUGCUUUUGUAAUGCAGAGUGUCCAUAUUUCGGAGUCGAACUUACACUUCUAUUAA
Molecule: messenger RNA, 480 nt
Organism: Priceomyces carsonii
Lineage: Eukaryota; Fungi; Ascomycota; Pichiomycetes; Serinales; Debaryomycetaceae
Exons: 1
Coding region: 1-480 (159 amino acids)
Source: RefSeq, a predicted model, not a curated record